Molecule: messenger RNA, 2434 nt
Organism: Solea senegalensis (Senegalese sole)
Lineage: Eukaryota; Metazoa; Chordata; Actinopteri; Pleuronectiformes; Soleidae
Gene: rfx2
Product: regulatory factor X, 2 (influences HLA class II expression)
Exons: 18
Coding region: 260-2434 (724 amino acids)
Biological process (GO): regulation of transcription by RNA polymerase II
Cellular component (GO): nucleus
Molecular function (GO): RNA polymerase II cis-regulatory region sequence-specific DNA binding; DNA-binding transcription factor activity, RNA polymerase II-specific
Source: RefSeq, a predicted model, not a curated record
CUAAAUGUUAGCGGGCGGGGCUCUUUCUUUCUGGCCCCUCCCUCGCAUAGUGAGGGCGCUGACGUAGCCACUCGAGGGUAGCAACAGUUGCCUCGAGACCCCGUCGCGCCAUAGUGACUGUAGCCGUGGAGACAGUUACUUACCAACGGGCGCAACACUCAGCAACAGCAGCAGCAGCAGCAGCAUCUGAAAGUCACCGAGCGAGUGGGAGAGAGGAAAAGAGAGCAGAGCAAGGGCAGAACUUUUCUCAAGGCGAAGCAUGCAGAACUCCGAGGGAGGGUCAGACACUACGGCCAGUGUGGCAACACUCCGGACGUCAUCAUCAGCCCAGGCUCCUGUGGUACAGCCUGUCCCAGCCUCCCAGCAGAGGGUGCUGGUUCAAGCCACAGGCUCAGCUCAGAAGGGAGGACAAGUACAACAGCUUUCAGUACCCAGGGUUCAACAGGUCCCUCAGCAGCAGGUGCAGCAGGUUCAACAUGUCUAUCCACCCCAGGUUCAAUAUGUCGGAGAAAGUGGAGACGCUGUUUACACCAAUGGAACUAUCCGAACGGCCUACUCCUACAACCCCGAGGCUCAGUUGUACGGGCAAAGCAGCGGGGGAACUUACUUUGAUUCUCAGGCUGGUGGGACUCAUGUCACCACAGUGGUUUCCUCUGCCAGUGGUGGGGUGCCCCCUCAUGGCAUGGUGGGAAUCGCCAUGGACGUGGGCAGCAGCCACAUCAUCUCCAGUGGCAGCACCUACCUGAUCCAUGGAGGAAGCAUGGAGGGAAGCCGCAACCACAUCUCACACUCAUCACGCUCCUCCUCAGCUAUGCUUGAAAUGGCGAUUGAAAACCUCCAAAAGUCUGAAGGAAUUGCAAGUCACAAAAGCAGCCUGCUCAACAGCCAUCUGCAGUGGCUGCUGGACAACUAUGAGACAGCGGAGGGAGUUAGCCUGCCCCGGUGCUCCCUGUAUAACCAUUACUUGCGACACUGUCAGGAACAGAAACUGGAUCCGGUCAACGCGGCUUCCUUCGGCAAACUCAUCCGCUCAGUCUUCAUGGGCCUGAGGACUCGCCGCCUUGGCACCAGAGGCAACUCCAAGUAUCAUUACUAUGGCAUCCGGGUGAAGCCAGACUCACCGCUCAACCGGCUGCAAGAGGACACACAGUACAUGGCCAUGAGGCAGCAGCCUGUCCACCAGAAACAGAGGUUCAAACCCCUGCAGAAGGUUGAUGGCAUGUCUGACAGCCUGUGUGGGAGCUCUCAGAACUGUAACAGCACUCCAGAGCAGUCUGUGGCUGCUCAGAGCCAACACCACCAGCAGUACAUAGAUACAUCCCACAACCUGCCUCCGUUUCCCUCUCCUGACUUGGGCACUCAGCCUCUGCCUGAGCGCAUCAACGUGAACGAUAUCAAGAAACUGCAGACGCUCUACAGAGAUCACUGUGAGGCUACUUUGGAUGUGGUGAUGAACCUCCAGUUCCAUUUUAUUGAGAAACUGUGGCAGACCUUUUGGUAUUCAACAGUGCCAUCUAGUGACGGAAAUACAAGCCUCAAUAACAGUGAUGAUGACAUGGAAGGUGUGAUUCCCAGAGAGAAGCUUGUCGCUCUGUGCAAAUAUGAACCAAUCCGACUAUGGAUGAGGAGCUGUGAUCACAUCCUCUACCAGGCUCUAGUGGAGAUCCUUAUUCCUGAUGUCCUGCGUCCUGUUCCCAGCACUCUCACUCAAGCCAUCCGUAACUUUGCCAAGAGUCUGGAGGGCUGGCUGACUAACGCCAUGACCAGCUUUCCACAAGAGAUAAUCCGCACCAAGGUGGCCGUGGUCAGUGCCUUUGCCCAGACUCUGAGACGUUACACCAGCCUGAACCACCUGGCCCAGGCAGCCCGGGCUGUCCUCCAGAACACCUCCCAGAUCAACCAGAUGCUCUCCGACCUCAACAGGGUGGACUUUGCUAAUGUCCAGGAGCAGGCGUCUUGGGUGUGUCAGUGUGAUGAGAGUGUGGUCCAGCGUCUGGAGCAGGACUUUAAAGUCACCCUGCAGCAGCAGAGCUCUCUGGACCAGUGGGCUACCUGGCUGGACAACGUGGUGUCUCAGGUGCUGAAGCCUCACCAGGGCAGCCCGAGCUUCCCCAAAGCUGCACGCCAGUUCUUACUCAAAUGGUCUUUUUACAGCUCCAUGGUGAUCAGAGACCUCACUCUGCGAAGUGCUGCCAGUUUUGGCUCUUUCCACCUGAUCCGCCUUCUUUAUGACGAGUACAUGUUUUACCUGGUGGAGCAUCGUGUCGCUCAGGCCACUGGAGAAACUCCUAUUGCUGUCAUGGGGGAGUUCAGUGACCUGAGCUCGAUGAUGCCAUCGCUCUUGGAAAAAGGUAAGUCUUUACUUAUUGUUACAGAGCUAUCAUACUCUCACCAAGCCUUUCCCGAACGCAAGCGAAAUCUGAAAAUCCUCUGA